Molecule: messenger RNA, 1232 nt
Organism: Eutrema salsugineum
Lineage: Eukaryota; Viridiplantae; Streptophyta; Magnoliopsida; Brassicales; Brassicaceae
Product: ethylene-responsive transcription factor 5
Exons: 1
Coding region: 91-1029 (312 amino acids)
Biological process (GO): ethylene-activated signaling pathway; regulation of DNA-templated transcription
Molecular function (GO): DNA-binding transcription factor activity; DNA binding
Source: RefSeq, a predicted model, not a curated record
AUCAUUCUUCAUCAAUUGAAAUCAUCUUCCCUCUUCUUUCUCUGUUUUCUCUGGUCUCACGAAUUUGACCUGAAAAUUCAAAAUUUUAAAAUGGCCACUCCAAGCGAAGUAUCUGCACUUUGGUUCAUCGAGAAGCAUCUACUCGACGAGGUUUCUCCGGUAGCUGAAGAUCCAUGGAUGGUAAACGAUUCAGCAGCAACGGAAUCUAGCUCCGAUUCUUCUUCUAUGAUCUUCGUAUCAUCAUCAGCUCCUGAUUUCGCUUCUCUCCCUCCAAUUGAUUUCUAUGAAUCCGAGAAAAAACCUGAAAUUAUCGAUCUCUCCACGCCGAGAUUCAUGGAUUUUAUCCAAUUAGAAUUUGAUUCAGAGAUUUUCGAUUCUGAUUUCGACUUAAAACCGUUCGAUCAAAACGAAAACCAAUUUGAAUCGGAGACUAAACCUCAAAUCCCAUCUGCUUCUGAUGAUUCGCAAUCCAAUCGAAAACCGCCAUUGAAGAUCUCACUUCCAACCAAAACCGAGUGGAUCCAAUUCGCCGGCGGGAAUCAGCAACCGGAAGUUACUAAACCGAUAUCGGAAGAGAAGAAGCAUUACAGAGGAGUGAGACAAAGACCGUGGGGGAAAUUCGCGGCGGAGAUUCGAGACCCGAAUAAACGCGGAUCUCGCAUUUGGCUCGGGACGUUUGAUACCGCGAUCGAAGCGGCUAGAGCUUACGACGAAGCAGCGUUUAGACUUCGAGGAUCGAAGGCGAUUCUGAAUUUCCCUCUCGAGGUCGGGAAGUGGAAGAAGCCACGCUCCGACGCCGACGGGGAUAAGAAGCGGAAGAGAGACGAAAAUGACGGCGAGGAUGUGACUGUGGUAGAGAAAGUGUUGAAGACAGAACAGAGCGUUAACGGCGGUGAGACUUUUCCGUUUGGAACGUCAAACUUAACGGAGAUAUUUGACUGGGACUUAACGGCGUUUCUUAACUUUCCGCUUCUGUCGCCGUUGUCUCCUCAUCCUUCGUUUGGUUAUUCGCAAUUGACCGUUGUUUGAUUUUUUUUGUUUCUUUAUUUUUUUGGUGUUGGCGGUGUGCAUGCUGACGUGGACUUAUGUUACACGUAGGUGCAUGAGAUUAAAAUAAACAUUUACGUCAAUACAUUUGUUCUUUUUUUUUUAAUAUUUCAUUUGUUCAUAUUUCAUUCUUUUUCAUAAUACGAGUUUAUUUGAUUUAAUGAUGAGCGGAAAAUAAAUGUCAA